UGUAUCAAUGCGCAAUCGCAUCGGGACAGUUCAGGGAGUCGGGGAGGUCCGUGGUAAGGAAUAAACAGAGUGAAGAGACCGCGCGAGAGACGAAGAGUGGGGAAGGUGGAAGAGAGAGAGAGAGAGAGAGAGAAAGAUAGAGAGCGAACAGGCAGUGAGACGAUCACGAUGCACGGAGGCAAGCACAAGCGGCCAGGGGCACAGGGCUGAGGGCUGAGGGCUCGACAGGGCCUAGAAUAACGUUCACGGGACGGCCGUGGGCCAGUCAGCAGCUAUGGAACAGACGAAAACUCUCGCGUCCCGGCUACUCAGCACAAGUUGCAUAGAGAAUAAGGACGACUUGGAAGAGAAAUUCGAGAGAUGUUAUACAGUGCUCCAAAACCUGACUGCAGGGCUAUCUGAAAAAGAAGCUCAUGAUACGUUAAAUAAUGCUGUAUGUAAGGAUAAGACACAUGAAGAAGUUUCAUUAGGAUUGUUGGUAGUCAUUUUGACAGAUCCUCAAAAUGCUCCAAAAAGUUACAGAGACUUGACAUUAAUUACACGAGAUGGUCUUGCAAUUGUGUUAGUACAUCUUAAUCAAUUAGUACUUGAAAGAUACCUACGAUUGAACGAUGUGACUAGAAGUCAGUUAUUAUGGCUGUUAAGGGAGAUGAUAAGAACCAGUGUAGCUAGUGUGGAUAACCUUUGUUUAAGUUUAUUAAGGCAUGCAGCUGGUGGUGAUAUUUCACCACGGAAUUUGUUUUUAGUUGAUGCACUUUUAGAUAUUUUUCAAGAAAAUCGAACUUGGCUGGAUAAAUUCCCUUUUCUAGUAGCAUCCAUUGUUUAUACCUAUUUACGAUUAAUAGAAGAUCAUAAUGCACCACAUUUAUCUGGUUUACGUCAAAAAGAAGUUACAUUUACUGUAUCUUUAAUAAGAGAACGUAUGGUUGAUUGUUUGGUUAUUGGAAGAGAUUUAGUACGCCUAUUACAAAAUGUGGCACGGAUACCUGAAUUUGAGGCACUUUGGAAAGACAUACUUCUCAAUCCAAAGUCUCUUUGUCCAAAUUUCAGUGGUGUCCUUCAACUUUUACAAACUAGGACUUCUAGAAGGUUUCUCCAAUCUAGACUUACACCAGAUAUGGAAAGGAAAUUAGUAUUUUUAACCAGUCAAGUCCGUUUUGGUAAUCAUAAACGAUACCAAGAUUGGUUUCAAAGGCAGUACCUGGCUACACCAGAAUCACAAUCUUUGAGAUGUGACCUUAUACGAUUCAUUGUUGGUGUUAUUCAUCCAACAAAUGAGCUAUUAUGUUCAGAUAUUAUACCUCGAUGGGCAGUAAUAGGAUGGUUAUUUACAACUUGUACAUCAACUGUAGCUGCAAGUAAUGCUAAACUGGCUUUAUUUUAUGAUUGGUUGUUUUUUGAACCUGAGAAGGAUAACAUAAUGAACAUUGAACCUGCAAUCCUUGUCAUGCACAAUUCCAUGAGAUCGCAUCCACCGGUCACUGCCACAUUGUUAGACUUUUUAUGCAGAAUAAUACCAAAUUUCUAUCCACCUUUAACCGAAAAAGUGAGAAAUGGGAUCUUUUUGUCGUUGCGACAAAUUUUGGAGAAACGGGUCUUGCCGAGUCUUUAUCCAUUGUUUGAUAGUCCCAAGUUAGAUCGUGAAUUAAGAAGCAAGAUAAGAGAAACAUUCAAAGAAUUCUGUUUACCACCUAAUGCAGAUCCUGCAGGAAAUAAGGUUCCUGUAUAUUCAGGUAAAAUGGAGGAUUUUAAUAAGGAUGUUACACCAGGCGCUACACUGGAAAAUGCAGCGAAUACACCAGUUGAAAAUAAUCAUCUAAAUCAAGACUCAGAACCAGCUUUUAGUGAUGAAGAAGACGAAGUGUCAUUAAGGAUAGUGACUAAAGUAGAGGAAGAAGAUGAAGAAGAUGUUCCAUUAGCAAAUGUGAAGUUGAAAAACGAACAAAAAAAUGCAAAUUGUAUCGUGAAGAAAGAAGAUAUUACAUCUCAGUUAAAUUUAAUUUUAGAACCAGAAGAGUUAAGGACUGCUGUAGAAAGUUUGCACAGUGAAACAGACAAUGAAGUGAGAUGUCAAACGAUGGAGAGGAUAGUACAAAUGGUUGUAGAGGAUGAAAUAGAUGCAGAAACUAUACCAGCACUGGCUUCUUGCAUAUCAACGAUCUUAUCUUCACAAAUUACAUCUCAAAUAUUUCCAUCAGAUAAUUUGAAUGAAGAAGCCUUGACUGAUAGUAUAAGUACACCAUUGUUUGUUAUGUUUCGAAAUCAGUUUCAGUUGUGUAAAGAAGAGGACAAUAGGCGGAAGCUGCUAGCUCGGGUACUUGCAGAGAUACAAAACGUUCAAUCAAGAAUAGGUUAUCUGUUACUUUAUUUUUUGAAAGUCUGGGGCAGAGAGGAAGAAAAACGGGAAGGCGAACCAAGUAAUAUGUUAAAUGACGUUAAAGCAUCUGUAUAUAAAGAUUUUUGUGUACAUCGAGAAAAAAAAUUAGAUGCGUGUUUAGUGUCAGAUUUGAAGCUCUGCCAUGAAGAUAACAUAUUUAUGCUGUGUUACCUUGUGCCUGAUGUAUACAUGGGUUUUCAAAAUGUGGCUCUUGGAAAUGUUCAAUUAUUACAUUUGGUUGUCUCGACCGUCGAUGCAUGCCAACUACAAGAAUUGGUUUGUCAAAUAAUGCAAGGACACUUAAAGAUGUUAAAGAAGGAAUCGUUUACAUCACUUUUGACAGCAAGUUUAAAUUGGGAGACUUUUGAGCAAUAUUGUUUUUGGCAGCUUAUUUUUGCCCAUGAUUUUCCAAUUGACUAUGUCUUACCUGUCUUACCCAAAUUGCAAUUUCGAGAUCACGCAGAAGCAUUAACAUCGAUAUUGUUUAUGCUUAAACAAGAAAAGCCAACGUUAGAACUUCUGCGACAAUUGCUUGCACGGCAAAACGUGGAUGGGGACAUGUUUGUUGUAGCGGCUCUACGUUACUGGUGUCGCGAUUACGAAGAAAAACUUAGUGAGUUACUUGCGAAUCUUUUGAGUACUCGUUACCCUGCUACAAGUCCAAACAAGCGGAAACGAUCUGGCCCUAAACAUAAUCAACAAUCUGGUACACCCUCUGGCGAACAAGUUCUUGGUCAUUUGGAUCAAUUACGACAGCAUUGUAUGUCGUCCGCUGAAUUGCAGCUUUAUCAUUCUGAAGGAAUGCAAAGAGCUCUACAACAAGCACAAGCAGCCAGUAGUGAUUCUUUAAGAAAAAGUUAUGGAGAUUUAUUUGCACUUGCGGAAGUUAAUGAAGAAAAUGAACCUCCUCCGCCCCCACCAACAAGCUCAGCACGAAAACAUGCAGCAGCGUCGGCUGGAGGUGGCGGAGGUGCUGGUGGUAAAGGAGGUCAUAGAAAAACUGGUGCUAAUACGAGGGAAAGGUCCAGCUCAAAAAGGCCGCUUCCUCGGUAUCAUUUGGACAGUACAUCUAGUAGUGAGGAGGAAUCAAUUGUGAAUGUGAAACAAGCAAAGAAGAGAAAAAAAAUUAAUCCAGUGGGCUCCGAUAGCGACUGACCACCCAGUGUCUUCAGAUGUCACAUGGACCACGUCACGUGUGUGCAGCAAGCUAAAUUAGCCUUAAGAAUAGUAAGAUAAUAUAGUAUACGUAAUAGAUUUAUCUAGCGCGACUUGUAUAUAUAGUAUGUGGGAAGUGAAUGCGAAACAUACUGAUUACAAGGAUCUUGCACAUACUUUGCAAACACUAUAUGCUAACAACGUUGCCAGAUUCUGCAUUUUCAUGAAUUUCAUUACUUGUGUCAAACGCAAUCUAUCGAAAGAUAUUUAGGAUAUAUGUGAUAUCUAACGAGAAAAAGAUAAAUUUAUAAAUACUGGUUAUAGCUUUUCUAGGUAAAUAUGUAUGACAGAUUAACUUGCCAUGGCAGAUCGAUACUCUGGGUGUUUUCUUCAGAGACAAAGGAAUUUAUCAUGGUCUGUCAGAUAAGGUUACCGAGAGGCAAAACUAGUCAUAAAUUAAAUUAUUUUGAUACACUCUUAAACAUACAAAAAAUGUGAAUUUAAGAGUUGAAAAUUGAAUCUGGCAAUAUUGUAGGAGAUAAAGCGACAUUAAGGUAUUUCCUUAUGUGAUCACUUUAUUUCUAAGAAAAGAAAUGAAAAUCCGUUACCUUCAUAUAAUUUUGUGAUCGAUAUCAAAGAAUGCAGCACGAUAGUGCUUACCAAUUAUUUGUUUAUUGAUUUUGCGAUUAGUAUAAUUAUUGAUCCUAUUGUCCAAAUUUAUUUCUUUUCUCUUUCAUUACGCGAUAACUAUAGUAAGACUCGCGUCUCACACAAUAGCUAACAAAAAAAAAAACAUGGUUACUUUUUGUUGCCAUAAACUGUGAACGCAAUUUGUAAGAAUCGUUGAUAGGUUUUUAUUAGGAUUAAGGACCUUCUGCAGGAGAAGAAUAUAUUGAGAAUGUCUUACUCCAGCAUGAAGCGUACAGUUUUACGACCAAAUGUAUUUUACGUCUGCGCUUAGUAAAAGCAACCUCAAGAUGUAAAUCAUUCUCAAGACGUAAGAAUUUUUAUAUUUUGCACGAUGGAAGGUUGUCGAUUUUUGCUAUUAGAUUGUUUUGAUCUAAAGCAAUGAAUCUGUUUUUGUUGCUACUAAGUAUUUUAAUGCAAAUGCACAAAUUUCACGUUGAUAGAAAAGAGAAAACAGAAUGCACGACUUCUUUUUUUUGAUCAUAAUAUUUAUGAUAUUUUUACAUCCACGAGCUAGUAGUAUUUAUUACAGGUUUCUAUUAAUUUCUACGUGUAUGUUUCAACUCUUAUAAAUUUGUUUAUAAUUUUGUAAUGAUCACAGUUUCUCUAAUACUUUUGUGGAUUGAAUUUAUUAUUCUAUCUAAAGUAUAUCAAUUCAGUAAUGAAUUGGAAAGACACCUUCCAACGAGUAUAGAACCAGGCGUCAUGUACACUUAAGUCCUAAAAGGAACGUAAGCGUGAAAUAUCACCGUUCGCCUCCUGUACAUUUCCUGUAAAAUCGGUUACUUGUACACAUAUAAGUAGCUGUGUUAUGUAUUUUCUAGUUGUACAUACCAGAGAGAACGGAAUUUGUAUGUGUAUGUAUGCAUGUAUGUGCGCGAUGAAUUUUUUCAAGAACCCGAUAAAAAAUUUUUUUCCAUAAUGAGAGUUUGUAUUUCUGAUGCUAUGAAAAUCGACCCAUGAACAUUCAUAUGG
Bombus impatiens (common eastern bumble bee) is the source of this 5194-nucleotide messenger RNA. It is a transcript of the gene IntS3, whose product is annotated as integrator complex subunit 3. The transcript is spliced from 10 exons. NCBI's taxonomy places the organism in Eukaryota, Metazoa, Arthropoda, Insecta, Hymenoptera, Apidae. The record is from RefSeq and is a predicted model, not a curated record. Gene Ontology annotation, cellular component: cytoplasm. Bases 275 to 3532 code for a protein of 1085 amino acids.